Messenger RNA from Nerophis lumbriciformis (worm pipefish), 879 nucleotides. The record is from RefSeq and is a predicted model, not a curated record. NCBI's taxonomy places the organism in Eukaryota, Metazoa, Chordata, Actinopteri, Syngnathiformes, Syngnathidae.
AUGGACGUCCUGGCGAACCACAGUAUAUUUCAGGAACUUCAGCUGGUGCACGACACCGGCUAUUUCUCCGCCAUGCCUUCGCUGGAGGAGAACUGGCAGCAGACCUGCCUGGAGUUGGAGCGUUAUCUACAGACAGAGCCCAAACGUCUGUCGGAACUCUUUGACCAUGACUUGGAUGGACUCUUGACUCCAGCUUACUUGAAGGAGGAUGGCGAAGAAGAGCUAGCUGACGUACUACUCCCUAGCAUACAUGAGCCCCCGAGUCCUCAGACGAUGAUAUACUGCCCCACACGGAAAAACUUACCCUCUACUACUUCAAUAAAAUCUGAACCAAAGGUACCAGAAUCCACAGAAGGGAUGGAAGGUGUUCACCAGGCUCAGCUCAGUGCCGUCACCUCCCUAACACCCCCCUCCUCACCAGAACUGGGUCGGCAUCUGGUAAAACCAAACCCAUCCCUAACGUCGUCUGCUGAUGGGACGCUCACCCUCAAACUGGUGGCCAGGAAGGUCGGCCUUAGUGCUGCUCGACUGGUGGCGUCGCACCCUCUCCCUGUGCAGGUAAAGGACGAGGAUGAGGGAGUAUCCUGUGUGCUAGGCGAGCUGCCAGAGAACAAGAAGAGGAUCCAUCGCUGUCAGUUCAACGGCUGUAGGAAGGUUUACACCAAGAGCUCCCACUUAAAAGCCCAUCAGAGGACACACACGGGUGAGAAGCCCUACAAGUGCUCAUGGGAGGGCUGCGAAUGGCGUUUUGCGCGGAGCGACGAGCUGACGAGGCAUUACCGCAAACACACCGGCGCCAAACCCUUCAAGUGCAACCACUGCGACAGGUGUUUCUCACGGUCGGAUCAUUUGGCGCUGCACAUGAAAAGACACAUCUGA